Closterium sp. NIES-67 is the source of this 1439-nucleotide messenger RNA. Lineage: Eukaryota; Viridiplantae; Streptophyta; Zygnematophyceae; Desmidiales; Closteriaceae. The record is from the annotation of a GenBank genome assembly.
AGAUCAAGGUAGGAUGGCACUGGCGGAGGGAAUUUGGCCAGAUAAGUCAGACCACUGAAAGCCACACAAGAGGGGUAGUGGAAGCAAAUAUUUACUAGGAACUUUGGAGCAAAUAGCUGACGGAAAGGAUAUAUUUCGUCAAUGUUUUUUCCUCUGGAUCAAUCUUCUAGGAUUGCUUCUCUAUGAACCGUUUUCUACUUGUCUCGACCAGUUUCGCGAAACUGAACCUCUAGUCGCGAAAUUGCUCGAAACUGAUCGAAAUCCGGUAAUCCUGACGCCAUGGCGGUCGAUCGGACAGAGGACUAUCGCGAUGCGGUGAAGUCUCUCGCGGUGCGGCUUGGGUACGAUCAGGCUCGCUUGGCGCAGGUCACAUCUGCCAUGAUGCUCAAACCCACCUCGGGGGGAGGCGAAGCUUCCACAAAGGACGCCUUCGCCAGGCUGGCAUCUGACGUGCUCUCGGACGAGCGUUCCUUGCAUUCUCUCUUGAUGGCUGAGGGGCGGGAGUACUGCAAUGCAGCAUCGGACCAUGUGGUGGGGCAUGGGGCCAUGGAGAGACGGCGAGAUGCGUUCGAAGCAAAGGUGGGGGGCAUGGUGAAAGACUGCAGGGAGGGGAUAGAAGCGCUGAGAGGCCGAUUGCCCCCGCCAGGGGGAGCGACGGGGCGGAACGCCCAGAUGACAGCGCAUCAACAUGGCAUUGUUCUGAUCCUCACGGAGCAUCUUCAGCUGCUCUCGUCCACCUUCGAGCGGCUGAGAGCCACCCGGCUACAGCGAAUGCUGGCAGAAAGCAAGGGGCAGCGGCAGGGCGGGGGGCUGAAAGAAGCAGGGAAAGGGGCACGGAUACAGGCUCUCAAGGGAAUACAGGAGAAGGGAGGGGGGCAGGCGUGGGGGGGAAGGGGAUGGGAGAACGGAGAAGGUGGAAAGGAGGAGCGGCAAGCAGGGAGGGGGAAGGAGGAGCAGCAGCAGGUGGUGCAUGAUCCAGAGACCCUGGCGCUGCAGGAGGAGCUGGCGGACCUGCUGAGCAGCACGGCGCAGACAGAAGCGAGGGUGAUGGAGCUGGCUGCGCUGAACCACUUGUUUGCCGUGCACGUCAUGCAGCAGAGUGAGCAGAUCCAGCAGCUAUAUGCCGAGGCAGUGGCAGCGUCGGAGAGAAUAGACAAGGGCAACAAGGAGCUGAAGAAGGCAGCAGCUCACGGCAGCAGCCACCGCACCUUCCUCAUUCUCUUCUUCUUUGUGCUGCCGCUCUCGCUGCUGUUCUACGAUUGGUACGACCGGCGACAGGUUGGAUUCAGGCUGUGGUAGCAUGGUGGUACGAUUUGCACUGGACCAAUAUGCUAUUUUUUUACCCCGUAGCAUCUUGUUAGGAUGAAAUGCAUCUAAUCUAAGAGCACGCAAUUUGUAGCCUCCCGUGAUAUGCAAUCCAAGUUUGCACGUGGUUAUAU